AUGGAUUCCUCAAAGUACCCUCUUGGAAAUAUUGCAAUCAUCUUCAUUCUCUUCGCUGGUGUUCUUUACGACAUCAAAACGUUGAAGUUUCCAAUAGAUGAGCUUGAAUUGGCUUUAGAGAAAGCCUCAACACCAAACAAAACAGUGAUUAUUGCUGUAGUCAACAAGGCUUAUGCAGAACAAGGUGUCAAUACUGAAACAACAAUGCUUGAUCUUUUUGUUGAGAGUUUUUGGCUAGGAGAGGACACUAGGCCACUUCUUGAUCAUCUGCUCGUAGUUGCUGUCGAUCAGACUGCUUAUGAGAGGUGUUUAUUCAAGAGGCUUAACUGUUAUAAGCUGGAAACGGAAGGUGUUGAUUUUGGAGGAGAAAAGGUUUUCAUGUCACGAGAUUUUCUCAAGAUGAUGUGGAGAAGAACUCUUUUGUUAUUAGAUGUUCUCAAGCAUGGCUACAACUUCAUUUUUACGGCAUGCAAGUAUUUUGGGGCUGAGGUAGGACGGAGACAUGAGGGGAUAGUUUCAUUGGGGGGUUGCCACCGUGAUAGAACCGUCAAUGUCCCAAAAGUUUGGAAAUCAAGGUAUUGGGAGCUGGGACUUUGA
Dovyalis caffra is the source of this 597-nucleotide messenger RNA. Lineage: Eukaryota; Viridiplantae; Streptophyta; Magnoliopsida; Malpighiales; Salicaceae. The record is from the annotation of a GenBank genome assembly.